GUGAAGAUAUGCAACUUUUUUUCAAAACGAGACUGGAAAUUGAAGAGAGUCCAGAGUUUAGAGAGAGAGACAAUGGCCGCUCCGUUAGAACUUCCUGCUAGCGCCUUUUUUAUUUUCAUGGAAGAAUUCAGCGAAACAUUCAAGCAUGAACAUCCUAACUACAAGUCAUUUGCCAUUGUGGGCAAAGCUGGUGGAGAUAAAUGGAGAUCCAUGUCUCCUGCUGAAAGAGGUAUUUAUGAAGCAAAAGCAGAAGCAAGGAGGACUCAUUACGUCAAGAACAUACAAGCUUAUGACAAGAAAAUGGGUAAACGAGCAACUUCUGAUGAAGAUGAAUCAGAUUCAGAUUCAGACGAGAGUGAAGAGGUUAUGAACUCACUUCCGGAUACAGUCGAACCCAGAAGACCAGCGAGUGCCUUUUUCUGUUUCAUGGAAGACUUUAGACACACAUAUAAGAAUAAACACCCUAACAACAAGUCAGUCAGCGCUGUAGGCAAAGCUGGAGGAGAUAAAUGGAGAUCAUUGUCUGAUGCUGAGAAAGCUCCUUAUGUAGCAGAAGCAGAAAAAAGGAAGGCUGAGUACAACAAGCACAUGUGUCCUUACUGCAAAAAAAUGAGUGAAGGAGUAGCUUCUGAUGAAGAUGAAUCAGAGUCUGAUGAAGAUAAUGAAAGUGAAGAGGUAGAUCGAGACAGACCUAAACGGCCUGCCAGUGCCUAUUUCAUUUUCAUGGAAAAAUUCUCACAAGCAUACAAAGAAAAGCAUCCAAACAAUAGAUCUGUCUGUGUUGUAGGCAAAGCUGGAGGAGAUAGAUGGAAAUCAAUGUCCGAUUCUGAGAAAGCUCCUUAUGUAGCAAUGGAAAAGCAAAGGAAAAUCGAGUAUCUCAAGUACUGGGAAGCGCAUGAGAAGAAGGCUGUGAGCCCUUGGGAGUUAGUUUACAAAUAGCAAAAGUUCGAUUCUACGAAGGGCUGUGUUUGGUCAUACAAUUCCAAAACUGGACAGAGAGAGAAUGGCAGCUCCAAGUACAAAAUGCUUUCUUGUCACAGGGCCUCCUGUAAGUGCGAAAAAGAAAUUUUUCUAAGCAGUUAUUCAUCUCCUUUUAAAUCAAUUCCAAUUUCAAAGUUCAGAUUUUCUGCAGGAUGACAAUCUUUUUAUUGUUAUUUCGAUGUAACUAACAGGCUGGGUUGCACCAAUACCGCCACGGGUGUCUGCCACACCCGUGUUUCCGUGUGUCCAAUACGGCAAAUUUAAAAAACCAUGAUACGGCGCCACACCGGUAGGCAUAAAUAUCGUUAAUUUUUAAAGAUAUGUAAACAUAUAAACAGGGCAUAAUUUCAAUGUCGAUUCAAAAUAUAUAACAAAAGUUCAAUUAGAUUUUCA
This is a messenger RNA of Papaver somniferum (opium poppy), 1374 nucleotides long. RefSeq names its product high mobility group protein B3-like. The record is from RefSeq and is a predicted model, not a curated record. Bases 73 to 939 code for a protein of 288 amino acids. NCBI's taxonomy places the organism in Eukaryota, Viridiplantae, Streptophyta, Magnoliopsida, Ranunculales, Papaveraceae. The transcript has 14 exons.